Molecule: messenger RNA, 892 nt
Organism: Prosopis cineraria
Lineage: Eukaryota; Viridiplantae; Streptophyta; Magnoliopsida; Fabales; Fabaceae
Product: heavy metal-associated isoprenylated plant protein 47-like
Exons: 3
Coding region: 146-739 (197 amino acids)
Molecular function (GO): metal ion binding
Source: RefSeq, a predicted model, not a curated record
GCAUCAAGAAAGAAGAGCAAACUCUCCCCCUAGCUAUAUAUAGGGCGACAGACGCGCCCAGAAGCGCGCACGACACAAGAACGGCCUGGUAUUGUCAAUUCAGUCCUCCCAGCAACGGAUAUAGGUCGCCAUUCGGGUCACAAACAUGAAGCAAAAAGUAACAAUAAAAGUGGUGAUGGAGUGCGAGAGUUGCAGGAACAAGGCGCUGAAAAUAGCAUCGAUGAUAAAAGGUGUGAGCUCGGUGGCAAUAGAAGGGGACAGCAAAGACCGAGUGGUGGUGACGGGAGAAGAUGUGGACACGGUUUGCUUGGGGAAGAUGCUGAAGAAGAAGUUCCGGGGCGUGACGGUGCUGACGGUGGAAGAGGUGAAGGCAAAGAAGGAGGAUGAAAAGGACAAAAAGGCCAAAUGCUGUACAGUUUGUAUCGUGCCGUGCAAGGCGUGCCCCAAGUGCGAGAGCUACAGGUGCGAGGGAGGGUGCGAGCCGUGCUCCAAGUGCGAGAGCCACAGGUGCGACGGUGGGUGCAAGGCCUGCUCAAAGUGCGAGAGCCACAAGUGUGACGGUGGGUGCAAGGCCUGCUCCAGAUGCCGGAGCUACAGGUGCCACGGUUUCUGUGCUUAUAAUGUCUGCUACGGUCAGUGUCCUCCAUGGAUCUCCUGUCCCUCUUGCUGUGUGAAGCCUCCAUAUCCUUGCUACCGUGUCGUUUAUGAUUCCCAACCUGAUUCUUGCUCCAUCCAGUGAGAUACCCUUUGUCCCCUUCCACUUCCACUAAUUAUAUUGCAUCUCUGUUUCUUUCUCCUGAUGUACUAUACCCUACUCUUGCCAUGUUCCUCGUUUGUAUUUCGAUCCCUUCAAUAAAGCUUCUCUCUCUUCUGUUCUUGAGGGGCCCCAAUC